GAUAUGGACCCAACAACAAGCUCCACGAAGAAGAAACCUGCUGCUAACAGGAAGAAGCUCGACACCGCUGUCGACGACGACGAUAAGGAAGCCCCCCUCUCGAGCUGCGGAUGCUUCUUCUGCGCGGCGAGGGAGCCCGACGCCCGGGUGCGCCGUGCCGCGCUCUCCGCGUUCUUCCGCGCCAUGCCGCGCAGCGACGACUCCUCCCACGUGCUCGUCGCGAGCUUCGUGUGGAACCUGGCAAUGUCGGACCCCGACGAUCCCGAGCUCCCCUCCGCAGGAGCCCUCCGCUGCAUGGCGCUUCUUAUAGCGAGAGCUCUCGACGACGACGCCGGGCCCUCGUGGCUCCGGCGCCACCAGAACGUCUACAUCCCUUACUACGCCGCCCACGUCAUCGGCUCCUACACUAUUAGGGUUCCGUCGCUCGCGGCGCUCGCCGUGGAGGAGGGGGCCGUGGCCCCGCUCCUCGGGCUGAUGAGGGGGUCCAUGACGUGGGUGGAGCAGCGCGUGGCCGUGCGCGCGCUCGGCCACCUCGCCAGCUACGACGCCACCUACCCCGCCGUGGCGCGGCACGCCGACGAGCUCGUCCCGCUCGCCAUGCACAUCGCCUCCGCCUGCCUCGGCAGAGUCUACGCCGAGUUCCUGGCGGUGUCGCCGCCGCAGCGGGAGCGGUACCACCGUGACCUCCUGACGCGGGGGCUUGGCGGCGCGGAGACCGAGAACCGGAAGGCCGAGGAGUGGGCCAGCCAGCUUCAGUGCUGGUCGCUCUACCUCCUCAGCUGCUUCGCCUUCCGAGACCGGAGGACGCACGGCCUCGUCUGCCGCGACGCCGAAUUCUUGAACGAUUUGUGCCGAAUGUGGGGGGGCGUCGUCAACGCCGACUCCCCCGCGGGGGCCGGGCUGAUGAGGCUGCUCUGCAGGAGCCGCGUCGGCAGGUGCAGCAUCGUGGCGUGUCCGCGGGUCGUCGACAGCCUCUGCAGCCUCUCGCGAUCCUCCGACGACUGGCAGUAUAUGGGGAUUGACUGCCUCUUGCUGCUUCUCGACGACCCUGUGACGCGUCUUCGAGCAGCGAAUAUCGCCGCGCCGUGUCUCGUCGACCUGGCCGAGCUGCGCUGUCUCGGCCCGAGAAAGAACGUCGGCGACGCCAUCGCAAGAUCACUACUGCAACAACAACAACAACAACUUGAUAAUUAUGAUGAUACUAGUCCGCAAAAUUUGAGCCAGGAAGCUGAGUUAGCCAUUAAAAACUUAUGGGUGUUAAAGAUAGAAAGAAAAGAAAGGGAGGAGGCCAUGUCUUUGGACGAGCUGGGUAAGAGAAAAGCGUUAGCUGCACUGAAGAAGCAGGAAGGGAACGAGAAGUUCUACACUGGGGACUUAGAGGGGGCCAUGGCUUCAUACACCGAGGCGUUAGAGCUGUGUCCACUCAAGAGGAGGAAGGAUAGAGUGGUGCUGUACAGCAACAGGGCACAGUGCCGGUUGCUGCUGCGGGAGCCCGACGCGGCCGUAAGCGACGCGACGCGGGCGCUGUCGCUGCCGAGGCAGGCGAAUGGGCACGGGAAGAGCCUGUGGCGGCGGUCACAGGCGUAUGACAUGAAGGGGAUGGCGAAGGAGAGCCUCAUGGACUGCCUUAUGUUUGCGAAUCGGUGGUGGUUCGAGGAGAAGAAGGGGAGUGGAGCCAAGCUUCCCUACUACGUGGUCCGGAUGAUCAACAAGCAGAUGGGCGCCGCAUGGCUCUUCGCCGACGCGGCGUUAAGGAGUAAGGUGGUGAACAAGGAUGGGGACGUUGAUGGUGAUGGUGGUGGUGGUGGU
Ananas comosus (pineapple) is the source of this 1809-nucleotide messenger RNA. RefSeq lists its product as uncharacterized. The annotation marks the transcript as partial. Gene Ontology annotation, molecular function: protein binding. The transcript has a single exon. NCBI's taxonomy places the organism in Eukaryota, Viridiplantae, Streptophyta, Magnoliopsida, Poales, Bromeliaceae. The record is from RefSeq and is a predicted model, not a curated record.